Molecule: messenger RNA, 8185 nt
Organism: Vidua macroura (Pin-tailed whydah)
Lineage: Eukaryota; Metazoa; Chordata; Aves; Passeriformes; Viduidae
Gene: RNF150
Product: ring finger protein 150
Exons: 7
Coding region: 1-1299 (432 amino acids)
Source: RefSeq, a predicted model, not a curated record
AUGAAGAUGGCAAUGUCUGUGAUCCAAGCGUGCCGCAGCCUGGCGCUCUCAACAUGGCUGCUGUCCUUUUGUUUCGUGCAUCUGCUGUGCCUGGACUUCACCGUGGCCGAGAAGGAGGAGUGGUACACGGCCUUCGUCAACAUCACCUACGCCGACCCGGCAGCCGGCAGCGCCGAGCUCCGCAGCGAGAAGAGCGAGUGCGGGCGCUACGGCGAGCAGUCGCCCAAGCAGGACGCCCGCGGGCAGGUGGCCCUCUCCGCCUCGCCCGCCGACCGCUACGCCUGCGACCCCGGCACCCGCUUCAACGCCCCGGCGCCGGGCAAGAGCUGGGUGGCCCUGAUCCCGCGGGGAAACUGCACCUACAAGGACAAGAUCCGCCACGCCGCCGCCCAGAACGCCUCCGCCGUCGUCAUCUAUAACGUGGGCUCCAGCAACGCCAACGAGACCAUCACCAUGCCCCACGCAGGCUUAGAAGAUGUUGUAGCAAUAAUGAUUCCUGAACCCAAAGGAAAAGAGAUAGUGAGCCUCCUGGAGAGGAACAUUACUGUGAUGAUGUACAUAACCAUCGGGACACGCAACCUGCAGAAGUACGUCAGCCGGACCUCGGUGGUGUUCGUCUCCAUCUCCUUCAUUGUGCUGAUGAUCAUCUCCUUGGCGUGGCUGGUCUUCUACUACAUCCAGAGAUUCCGCUACGCAAAUGCCAGAGACAGAAAUCAGCGCCGGCUUGGAGAUGCUGCGAAGAAAGCAAUCAGCAAGCUGCAAGUCAGGACGAUCAGGAAAGGUGACAAGGAGACUGAGCCAGACUUUGAUAACUGUGCUGUUUGUAUCGAAGGCUACAAGCCCAAUGAUGUUGUCAGGAUAUUGCCUUGCAGGCAUCUUUUCCACAAGUCCUGUGUAGACCCCUGGCUGCUAGACCAUCGUACCUGCCCGAUGUGUAAAAUGAAUAUUCUAAAAGCUCUAGGGAUUCCGCCAAAUGCAGAUUGCAUGGAUGAUAUACCUCCAGACCUGGAAGCAUCCACAGGAGGAGCACCCACCAACCAGAUCACAGGAGCCAGUGACAUCACUGUGAACGAAAGCUCCGUGGCCCUGGAUCCCCCAGCCCGGACCCUGGGAGUGCUGCAAGUCAUCCAAGACGUGGACUCCUUUCCCCAGGCUGGCGAGGGUAACUUCACAACGAGCAAUGAGCAGGAGCCAGCAGUCAGCAGUGAUUCAGAUAUUUCGUUGAUUAUGGCAAUGGAGGUUGGACUCUCCGACGUGGAGCUUUCCACUGAUCAAGACUGCGAAGAGGUGAAAUCUUGAAAAACAGAGAUCCAACACUAAACUCCAGGGGAGUGUCACAGGUAGGGACCGAGUCGGCUUUCUAGGAUUUGGACCAGUCACGCAUAUGCCUCCAGAGCACUGUCACUCCUGCACACUCCAUACUGAGAUGGUCGUGAAAAGCAAAGCAAUAGCAACUGUUUGUGUCUGCCUGGAUGCGGUUUCAUCAUCUACACACCUUCACCUGGGAAAUGGACACUUCCAGUUUACCCACGUGCUUGAGAGCAGUCACGGAACUCUCCACGCGGCUGAAAUGACAGCUUGAGUGUUUUUUACACCUGUUCAAUCCAAUUUUUGUUGUGGUUUUUUUUUUUUUUUUUUUUUUUUUUUGGGAAGGCCUACGUUUAUUUUGUUUGUUUGUUUGUUUAUAGUUUGUUAUGGAUGGACACUCUGUUUUUAUUGACUGACCCCAGCUUUUUUCAAGAGUUCAGUCCAGAAAUCUGAAUUCCCGUUCGUUGGUCACUUCAUGAUCUGACCAGGAUUUAUCAUUGCCUUGUUAUUUCUGCAUGAAUUACGUGUGGCUGGCUUCAGAAGGUUGAUGCACCAGCACCCUGCAUUAAUGUAACUCCUGCCUUCAUUAAGUGGCAGGCUUGGAAAUGGUAUAUUCUGAAGGCUUUUAUUUGUAAGAGAGCUCUGAGUUAGCAGAAAUUUGGGUUAAAACGACAUUAGUAUGUCUCUUACUUAGAGCUCUGUUCUAGACAAAUAUUGUACAGUGUGAAGAAGAGAAAGAAGAGCUUAAAGAGUCACUCCAUCCAUGUAGUCCUGCCCUGAAUUUUAUGCUAUUCACAGGUGUCAUUACAUUAGUGUCCUUCCUCCAAGUGACAAUUCAGUAGCUGGAAAAAAAGAUCUAGCAUAACAUCACUUCUUAAUUUUACAGACCAAAACCAGAUCAGUGGGCUAAAGGAGCAUCUGAGAGGUUUCCAGAGGGUGCUUAUUAACAGUUCUGCAUUAAGCAGGCGACAGUGUUCUUACAAAGGGUCUGGAGAUGCUGCUGUCAGUGUCAGAAAUUGCUAAGGGAGCAAGAAGCAGCUGUUUGAAAUGUUUAAUUCCUGGUUUGCUUUGGGUCUUUUCCCUCAGUGUGUUCCAUUUCUUACAUUUUGACAGCAGUUUUUGUCUGCUUGCUGUCUAACAAGAGUUCAGGUGGUUUGUUGCCCUCCAGAGUCCCUGUCAACACUGUCAGAAGCAUAACAGAAUAUUUGCAAUUUGUAUACAGAUAUGUACACCAAAAUAUAUUGGAGAGGGAAUUUGGAGAGGGAAUUUGAAAAUAAAAGAACUAGUAUAAAUCAGAACACCUAAAUAAUAAUGACCUGACAUAAUAAUUUAUUUCAUCCUGAGCUCUGCUUUCCAGGUAAGAGCUCAUUGUUAAUUGUUCAGUGUGUGAUACGGUUUUUCAGUCAAAAUACUCAGCUGUCAAGAAGCUUACUGUUACACAGGAAUACACAGUUUCUGUUGAGAGUCAGAUGAUUUGAAUCACAUUACUGCCUCCAGAAUCAACAAUUCAUGUUACAUCGAAAUUUCAUGCAGAGGUCAAACAUUUUGACUUGGCAGCGUCGUGGUGGCAUCUCAAAAUGCAACUCUUGGGCCUCACUGCAUUUAAUCUCCUUGUGGAUUUACUUGUUAAAUGUGAAAAUCAGCUUCCAGCCAAAAUUUGUGUUUGUCAGGUUUUAUUCAGGAGCAAAUAUGUUUAUCCCUAAAAUUUUGGCUGACUUGCUUCUUCAGUACAGAAAGAAGGAAAAAAUAUUCUCCAUGCUCUUUUGUCCAUUUAGAACUAAUUAAGCAUUUUGUUUAAUUUUGUUUUAUGUUCUUAGUCUCUAAAUUGCAGGGUAAUCUUGAGGUAAAGAUUUUAAACUCAAAGAGGGCAGAUUUAGAUUAGAUAUUAGAAAUAAAUUAUUACUGUGAGGGUGGUGAGGCAGUGGAAGAGGCUGCCCAGAGAAGCUGUGGAUGCCCCAUCCCUGAAAGCGUUCAAGGCCAGGUUGGAUGGAGCUCUGAGGAACCUGGUCUAGGGAAAGAUGUCCCUGGCCAUGGCAGAGGGUUUGGAACUAGGUGGUCUUUAAUGUCCUUUCCAACCCAAGCCAUUCUGUGAUUCUAUAAAAAUGACCCAUAAAUGUGCUCUUACAUCUUUAGAAGCUGUUGGAAUGAGAAUCUUUUUUUCAAUUAAAGAGAUAGAGGCAGCUGGAAAUCUUGGUUAAAAAAGAAAGUUACUGACUGUUCCAGAGGGUACAUUAGGUUAGUCUUGACAAUAUUUGUGGUUCUGUAAUCUUGUUUUCCUUAUCUUUUAUGUCUUCUCUACUCCUUGCUGCUAUGGGAAAGGCCUGACACAGCAAUGUUGAAAUUGAUCCCUACACACGAGAGUUUGCACAAGGUACUGCAUCAGCUCCACUUAAGCUCUGUAAAAAUGCUGAAAUCAGGUUUAAGUGGUGCUUACGUCAAAUUUUGACCCAGGAAUGAAAUUCAUUUCAAACGACUGCAGGGGAAGGAGCGAGGCUGGUUACAUACAGUCAGGGCUCCUUUUAGAAAGUCCACGCACUGGUACAAUUUCUUCUGCAGCACUGGAGCCUGGGUGCUACACGUCACAGGAACAUCACGAACACGAUGUCCAAGUUGUCGAGUGAUCCUUUCACAUAUGCACACUGCAGCUCAGCACACAGGCAGAGAACUCCUGGCCAAACUGCUUGGGUUUCAGAGGAGCUGUCACAAAGUCUUCAUUUUAUUUCAUGAACUGAAUUAAGUUGAUCUCAAUGGAUAGAUUGACCAAUUCGCUGUUGCUGUAGCAGAACCACCCAUGGCACAGCAGAACAAGCAAAAUCUGGAAAAGCGAGGCAGGAGGGGAAACUCACAGCUGGUACUGAGCUGGGUCCUUUGCCCAGCAAAUCAUUAAAGGGAGCUGUGCUCAAAAAGGCACCACAGAUUUGGUAAUUCAGACCCUGCAUGUAUUUCUGAGAGUUAACGAGGAACUUUGUAGAGGUCUCGUGCUGUGCACACACUUUUCCUAAAUAUCCCAUAUUAGAUCUGGUCCUUUGGGGUCCAGAGGUGGCCACUAGCAGAGGCAGGGUGCCAAGCUGGGUGGGUGGUUUUGGCAUACCACCAAUUAUUGAUAUGCCUUUUAGAAGAGGCGUCCUAGCAAAUUUGGGUCGGGAGGCUUUCUACUUUUGUUUUCCCAGUUCUACCUGCAGGUUCACUCAGGGAAGAUGUUGUUCCAUCCCUGUCCUCAGGUGUUCUGCAGCUCUGAGCACUGUUAAGUGAUGAUGAGGGCAAAGCUGGGUUACGCAUCACUGAAGUAAAUGUUUUAUUCCAUCCUUCUUCAAAAAAAAAAUGAUUAAUUUUGGACUUGCAUCAAAAUCACAUUAUUUUCAACGGGUCUUCUAUGAGCAUAAUUAAGCCCCUGUGUCAAAAAGAAAUGUUUUCCUGAAGCUUGACCUGAUUGACAAUAUUCUUUGCAUAUAUAACCUGUGACCUGCCUUGGGAAUUUGAGGUGCUUCAUAAGACCUCCUGAUGUGUGUUUGUAACAUGUAUGAAAGCCUUAAUUCUGUAUAUCUGUGUGCCCAUGCACACCUUGGUACUGCUGCCCACUAAGCCUGGCCAUUAGGUAGGUGGGGUUCAGCUGCUGGGGAUGCAGUACUGGCUGUUCAGAAGGGAAAGCAGCCUUUAGCAUGCAGCCAGGAAAGAACAAAAUCCUCUAGAGCCCUCUGACAAGCAGGUGUUCACGGAUGUAAUUCUGCAGGCUGGCGCCGUGACUGAGUGGGGUGCACCUCCUGCACAGGGGCAGUGGCCAAGGGAUUGUGUGGCUCCCAGGAAAAGGCACUCUUGUCAUUAAAUUGGUCCUGUACUUCUCCCAGCAAUUCCUGUCUUGUCAUCUGAAGCACUUUUCCAUGAGCAAGUGGUAGGUGGGAGAAACAUUUGCCUUAGUGAGGCUCAUCAUCGCUCAGGAUAAAAUCUGGUGACACAGAAACUGUACUCAGAGUAUCCUUGGAUUUCUUUGGGUUUCACUAAGCUGCCUUCCCAAAGGUCUGUCCAAUAAGUAGGAUGCAUAGGCAUAGGCAGAAUUUUGCACUCACAAACGACCUGAUGUGUGCAUGCAGAUGUGGAAGGCACCAGGUCUACAUCCCCUCCCCACAGCUCACCUGUUCCGGUGAGGAUAAGAUCUGGCACUUACUGAGGGUUUGGGUUUUUUUAUUUUCUGACUGCUAUAGAGCCCCAAAACUAGGAUCAGGACUAUCAUAGCACUGCAGUUCAUUCUUUAAGCACUCUAUAGAAUUAAAUUGACAUGUAUGCAUAUAAAAGUGCACUGAUGUGAGUAUGGAAACUGUACUGUCAUGAAAGCAGAAGCUGUUGUCCUUUUUAGGCCUUUUAUUUGAGGGAUAUUGUGGCACAAAGAAAAAGGCAUUAUAGAGGCAAUUUGGAAAAAGAAAUUAUUGAAACCACAUAUGAUAAGUGGUCCCUUCCCCUGGAUGAAGUCCCAAGGAAGUCAUUGCAAGAAGGGCAUUGGGGUUGGGGUGCGUCCAUUUCGCAGGACUAAAAUGGCAGAGAAAUCCAGCCUGUUCCUUCCCAGCCCAUCUCACAAGUGUUUGUCCAAGGGGUGAGCCUUUGUUGCAGGGAAAGGAGAUCAUGGGAUCAAACUUGCGCAGUGCUGUUUCCUCUCCUGUGUUUUGUGCUGCCAGUAUCUCUUGGAGAAGGGAAGGGAGCUUGCCCAAGUUCAGCUCCAGGGCUUGGUGAAAAGCAGGCUGUGGGCUUUCAGCAGGCUGGGAACAGCCAAGCUUCUUCAUGGCUAGUGCUGACCCUGGGACUGGAACUUCGUGGAUGAGCACUGUGGACUCAUUUGAUCUGUGGAGUCCAUGUGGAUUCAUUUGUUUUGUAGCUGCAAAAACGUGUGAGUGUGUUUGGGGCAGGCAGCACGGCAGUGAUUCGGCUUGGUUAGCAGGAGACACACUGUGGAGUAGUUCAGGGCUGAGGGAAAAUCAGGCUGGAGGUGUUUCUUUCACAGGCUUCUUAAAUAGGGGAAAUUGAUCCAAAAUAAGCACUACUUUCAUUUUACCAAGCUGUUGUUACCUGAACUGAUUGAUAGUUUCAGAGAAUGAGGGAUGUCAGGUGGACUGUUCAGGGAGGAUUUGUUUGUGAAGCAGAUGGCAGCUGCGGGUUGGGACAAAGAGUGAGGAUGAGGGCUGCCCCCCCUCUGCCGUGCCACUUAUCCCAUUGGGCUGGACACCCUCUUGGCCCCUUUAUCUGCCCAUUUCUUCUUCAAGGAAACACCCUCCUAAGCAGGAGCUGUAUUUCAAAGGGAGAAAUAAAGAAAUGAAAGAUGUGGAUUUUGAAUGAAAAGCCAACGGAUGAUUUUUCCAUCUGAAAUUAAUCUUGUCUCUCUCGAACUUUUUAAUUGUGAAUUGGUGGAAGUUACUUCUUUCUGUAGUGAAUGGAAAAAGAAAAAAAGAAGAGAGAAAAAAAAAAAAGGAGUAAUAGUCUUUUCCCUUUCUCGUGUAUUUCUUGAUUCUUGGUCCUGAGUAGCAUUAAACACAAUAGCCAGAUCGAGAUGCUUGUUUGCUCUGAAUGUAUACAGUUAUUUCAGAUGUCAAAUAUCUAAAUGUUUUAUAUGUGUAUGUAAUGCCAUCCUCAAUACUUGUUUCAUGUUAGGAACCUGAAAUGACUGUACCAUUUUAUAAUUAGAUAUGUAAAGAGGGGACAGUGGGUGGGAGGGUCUGUUAUUUUUAUACCAAGAUGUUCCUUGUAUUUAGUGAACAUUUAAAAUGGUUUUGUACUUGUCAAAAUAUACAUUCCAUCCAUUUCCAGAAGAGAAUUAUUUCUAUUUAGAGUAGUUUAUAAGCAAACCAAAAUAAAAAAAGGUGACAUCCCACUUAUAUGCAGUUCCUGAACAAAGCAUCACUAUCCUGGUUUUCAGUGAUGGCUACAAAGAUUUUUCCAGCCAUGUCUCUUCUCACAUGCAGCAGAGCCGUACCAGCAAAUGCCAGUGUUAUAAAGGGAAUUCAAAUCCCAAAUGAAAUAAAUACCACAUGGAUCAGUGCACAGCUUAACAAAAUAACUUCAUUAAGUUCAGAGACAAUGGUCUGUCCCAGUGAAAUUCUCCAAAGUAAUCAGUCCUGCUCUGGACAGCAGGAGCAGGUUUACCAGGAGGCUUCAGCUCUCUGUCCCUUGCCUGGCAGAGCCACCAGCCUCAGCAAGCUGGGGGGAUGCAGGGUUGUUAUACUCCUGCACUGUGGCUCUGGGCUAUGCUGCAGCUUUGGUUUGGGAAACACCUGCCAAAAAAAGGUCAUGGCAAAGUCAUACUGUGGCAUUUUUGGGCAUGGAUGGCAUGGGCCAUCCUUUUUCUUGUAGUUGGCUUUUUCAUUCCCUCCCUUUCCCCGCUACCUGUGACGUGCUGCCAAAGCUGUGCAGUAGCAGUUUGUGAAGGGUUUUUGUUUUUGUUUUUUUGCCUUUUUUCCCCUUCUGUACAGUCUUGCAAAUCAACUUUUAACUCUUUGCUGACAUUUUAUAACAUAUACAUCUUCCUCUCCAAUGCACUUUAUCUCUCUUGAAAAACGUGGGAGUCGGAGGACUACCAUCUUAAAGGGAUUUGCCUGAAAUCAUGAGACACAUACUUUUUAUUAUUUUGUGUCCUUUUUGCUUUGUUAGAUAACUGUAAAUGCUAAAGAGCAUAGACAGUGACUCAGCUGGGGGAAAUACUGAAAUGUUGAGGCUAAUACUUGGAAGCAUUAAUCAGUAGUCCAACAUGGCUAUUUUUGUUAUAUAAAGGAUUAUAAUGUAAAUAUGUGAGACUGUGUUAUUACGUACUAGUAAAAUAUUGCAACUCUCAAAGUUGAGAUGGUGAAUUCCAAGGAAUUUUAUUGCAAGUUUUUUUUUAAUAAAACGGAUCUGAUUA